AGACAAAGUCGUCAUGACAUCGCCCAGUGUGAUCGGGGAUUUCUAUUGGAGGGGCAGUUUUAGCCUAUCUUCAUACUGUACUGUCUUUGAUGUAGUGGUAUCCUGUGGUUCGCUGUCCUAAACCAGAAAAAAACAGUCGCGUAAGUCAUUGUGAGAUGGCUCAACAAUUGUUAUUAAAAGUAAUUUGCAAUCAUCAGGGAACAUUGAACUAUGCAGAUCUGUCAGAUAUUGGGUGUGGGGCAGAUAUGAUCUGCGCUCUUGAUAAACUUGUUGAAAACGAUUUAUGUUCUAUAGCAGUGUGUAAUGGAAAUGAACGCAUUUUUGCGAAAACGAAAGUUAGACGCUGCAAGGCUCAGCAAUGUGAUGGCUGCAAUGAUUUACAUCUAUGUAAAUUGUAUCUAUUUGGGGACUGCAAGAAUAGUAUCGGAAGACGGACAUGCCGCUUUGGCCAUGGCCUUCACUCCGAACACAACUCCAUAGUUUUGAGAGAGCAUAAACUUGAGACGCUGAGUAGACAGGAACUCCGGCAGCUAUUAUUACAGAAUGACAACUCCCUCCUUCCACCGGUGUGCAACUCUUAUAACAAAGGCACUAUGCCAUAUGGCAACUGCCCGGAUCAGGAGGGGUGCAGGAGACUUCACGUGUGUGACAGGUACAUCAGAGGAACCUGUUCCUCGGGAGCCGACUGCAACAGGUGUCAUGACUUCUUUGAGCCCCACCCACUGAGGACCCUGCAGCAGAGGGGAGUGCCAAACGAUCUAAUGGUGUCCAUGUUGUCCACCUACCGAAACAUUCAGGCCAUGAAAAGUGAAGGUGCCGGCAGUGCUGCUUCUAUCAACAGGCCCCAGAGCUGUCCUCAGAGAAACACAGUGAGGAAUGAGAUCUGCAUGUUCUUUGUCAAGGAGGACUGCAAACAAGGAGAGAAAUGCUCGAGAGUCCACUUCAAAAUGCCCUACAAGUGGGAAGUGAACGGUGGACAGACUUGGUCAGCUCUGCCAGAAAACGAAGCAAUCGAGAGAGACUUCUGUGACCCUUCUAAGAUACACAGUGAGGGAGCUGAGCGUGUGCGUUUCGACUCCAUGAGCCGCGGGUUAUGGGAUGUUCGUCGUCUCUCCACAGUUUCCUCUGUGACCAAGCCCACAUACGUACUCACCACAGAGUGGGUGUGGUUCUGGGAGGACGAGUACGGCAAAUGGAUCCAGUACGCAUCCAUCAAAGAGAUGCACAGAUUAUCGUCCAUCACCAGUGAAGACCUUGAGAAAAGGUUCCAGGAGGAUCAAAGUGCUGUGGUGAAGUUCACUGCAGGCCAGCAGUCUUAUGAGCUGAGUUUCAGAGACAUGACUCAAUUUAACGAAAGAUUUGGUACUAUAAGGAUGGUCAGACGACGUCCAGUAUUUGUUUCAACUGUGGACGCACAAGCUGCAAGAAGCAGGAGAAAUGGAGCACGCAACCCCUCUCAGAAUUUCAGAGCUGUUCCUGGAUCUUGGGACAAGUCUGCGAUACCUGACAUUGGAUACAAGACAGUCACUCUUCUGAGUUUUGACAGGGACUAUCAGAAGGUACAGAGACUUUUCAACAACACCAUGAGGGGCUUCCAAAUCACCAGCAUCGAGAGGGUCCAAAACAGGGACCUCUGGGAAGUCUUCCAGUGGAAAAGAGAUUUGAUGAAGAAAAACAACGGGGGUAAAAACAGCAAGGAGCUACAUCUCUUCCACGGAACGGACCCAAAACACGUAGACGCCAUUUGCAGAGAUAACUUCGACUGGAGGCUGUGUGGAACCAAUGGAACUGUGUAUGGUGAAGGGAGUUACUUUGCCAGGGAUGCCAAGUACUCACACAGCUUCACCAGCCACUCAGGAGUGAGGUCCAUGUUUGCUUGUCAGGUGCUUGUUGGUGACUACACACGGGGUAAUUCGGCGCUCCGUCGUCCCCCUCCAAAAGUUGAGGGAAGCCCCACUCUCUAUGACAGCUGUGUGGACAAUGUCCUGAACCCAUCCAUAUAUGUGGUUUUUGAAAAGCACCAGGUGUACCCCGAGUUCCUCAUCAAAUAUGAUGAUGGCGUCAUGCACUGGACCUCUUCAGCUCCAGCUCCACUCAAGACUGUCUCUAUCCAAUCCACUUCCUUAACCCCAAAAUCCAACCGGAUUCAAGCCACAGCUGCUGCUACCACAUCGAAGAGAGUUCCAUCCACUUUGAGUCCAUCUAAAACUGCAGCCACAACUUCCUCUAAUCCAACCUGUUCUCUUCCCGCCUCGCGGUUUCUCCCAAAACCUGACCAAACCCCAUUAACAUCUCCAGUCCUCUUAAAGCCAGCCCUAAGUUCUCAAUUGGUGGAUACCACCCUAGGCCCAGAUUUCACUCCCUCAGUUGCAAACCUCACUCACACACUCACUACCCCAGCCAGUACCCCCUUUCGUACGCUCACUACCCCAGCCAGUAUCCCCUCUCACACACUCACUACCCCAGCCAGUACCCCCUCUUAUACGCUCACUACCCCAGCCAGCACCCCCUCUUAUAAACUCCCUUCCCCAGCCAGUAUCCCCUCUCCUACACUCACUACCCCAGCCAAUACCCCCUCUCGUACGCUCACUAACCCAGCCAAUACCCCCUCUCGUACGCUCACUACCCCAGCCAGUACACCCUCUCGUACGCUCACUACCCCAGCCAGUUCCCCCUCUCACACUCUCACUACCCCAGCCAGUACACCCUCUCGUACACUCACUACCCCAGCCAGUUCCCCCUCUCACACUCUCACUACCCCAGCCAGUACACCCUCUCCUACACUCACUACCCCAGCCAGUACCCCCUCUUAUACGCUCACUACCCCAGCCAGUACCCCCUCUUAUACGCUCACUACCCCAGCCAGUACCCGCUCUUAUACGCUCACUACCCCAGCCAGCACCCCCUCUUAUAAACUCCCUUCCCCAGCCAGUAUCCCCUCUCCUACACUCACUACCCCAGCCAGCACCCCCUCUUAUACAUUCACUACCCCAGCCAGCACCCCCUCUUAUACAUUCACUACCCCAGCCAGCACCCCCUCUUAUACAUUCACUACCCCAGCCAGCACCCCCUCUUAUACAUUCACUACUCCAGCCAGUACCCCCUCUCCUACACUCACGACCCCAACCAGCACCCCCUCUUAUACAUUCACUACCCCAGCCAGCACCCCCUCUUAUACAUUCACUACCCCAGCCAGCACCCCCUCUUAUACAUUCACUACUCCAGCCAGUACCCCCUUUCCUACACUCACGACCCCAACCAGCACCCCCUCUUAUACAUUCACUACCCCAGCCAGUACCCCCUCUCCUACACUCACGACCCCAGCCAGCACAGCCUCUCGUAGACUGGCUCUCCAACCCCCCACCCCUUCUCCUACACUCACUCCCUCAGCCAGCACCCUUUCUCCUGCACUUUCCCCUUUAACUGGCCCCCUAUCUCUGGCUCACACCCGCUCAACAACCACUACUCACACACUCCCUGCCAGCAGUACCUCUCACUCACUAUCCCCUUCAUCCUCAUUGAGCACACCUUAUCACACACUUUCUCACUCAUCAUGCUCCCCAACUUACACACAAACUCUCUCACACACUUCCCCCUCCACGUCAAGCAAUUCUCCAAGCACACUCUCCCCCUCAGCAAGCAACCUAUCUCGGGUGUUCUCUCCCUCGACGGGUGCCUUCUAUCGUCCACUAUCUACCACAACAAGCACCACUAGAUCUCCUCCUGAGUCACUGUACAGUGUUCCAACAGCUCAAAGGAGGGACACCAAAGAAAAAAACAGAUGCCUUCUGCAAUAAUUUGCCUUUGUCAGGAUGGAGCAGUAAGUAUAAUGUUUUGAUGGCAAACAUUUAAAAAAGAAAAGAAAAUUUGACAGAAAAUGUAUUAAAAUGAUGAAUGAUCACUUUAUUUGCGUAUCAAAAAUGUAGUAUAGCUGUGUAUCUUUACCUGUAAGGGCUAAAUAACAGUAAAGCUGUUAACAACAAACCAGACAUUUGUCAUUUUGCACAUAUGAAUUUGGUGAGCAUGUUUCCUUUACACAGAUUUGCUGACACAGUCCAUACAUUUUGUAAAUGAAACCAGUUUGAUGUCUGUGUUUUAAACUGAAUAAACUCAGAAAAUCAUU
This is a messenger RNA of Oncorhynchus kisutch (coho salmon), 4123 nucleotides long. Its product is annotated as mucin-2-like. The record is from RefSeq and is a predicted model, not a curated record. The transcript is spliced from 12 exons. Lineage: Eukaryota; Metazoa; Chordata; Actinopteri; Salmoniformes; Salmonidae. Gene Ontology annotation, cellular component: nucleus. Bases 156 to 3797 code for a protein of 1213 amino acids. Gene Ontology annotation, molecular function: metal ion binding; NAD+ poly-ADP-ribosyltransferase activity.